This is a messenger RNA of Scomber scombrus (Atlantic mackerel), 5408 nucleotides long. RefSeq names its product protein phosphatase 2, regulatory subunit B, alpha a (gene ppp2r2aa). Lineage: Eukaryota; Metazoa; Chordata; Actinopteri; Scombriformes; Scombridae. Gene Ontology annotation, biological process: peptidyl-serine dephosphorylation. The record is from RefSeq and is a predicted model, not a curated record. The transcript is spliced from 10 exons. Gene Ontology annotation, molecular function: protein binding; protein phosphatase regulator activity. Gene Ontology annotation, cellular component: cytosol; protein phosphatase type 2A complex. The coding region runs from base 267 to 1613 and encodes 448 amino acids.
GCAGAGGCGAGGGAAACCUCAAAGUAAAGUGCAAAGUCUAAAAAUCAGCACUGCAGGCUGUAGUUUACUUCGUUAGGUUGGAAACUGGUUCGUACUGUCUGUUUCCACUGUACCGGGCACUUGUGACUUCUUCCGACUAACCAGCAGCUCCCAGACGUCAUUCCUCCACUCCUCCUCGGGCAGAACCAGCCAGCCGACCCGGGUCAGCACUGCUCCAGUCCGGGGCCCGAGCCCGCUACAGACCCGCUCUGUCCUAGCCGCUCAACAUGGCAGGGGCCGGCGGUGGGAGCAGUGAUGUGCAGUGGUGCUUUUCUCAAGUCAAAGGAGCCAUAGAUGACGAUGUUGCUGAAGCUGACAUCAUAUCUACUGUUGAAUUCAACCACUCUGGGGAGCUACUAGCCACUGGGGACAAGGGGGGCCGUGUUGUCAUCUUUCAACAGGAGCCAGAGAGUAAGAAUCAGCCGCAGUGCUCUGGAGAGUACAAUGUUUACAGCACCUUCCAGAGCCACGAGCCUGAGUUUGACUACCUGAAAAGCCUCGAGAUUGAAGAGAAGAUCAACAAGAUUCGAUGGUUGCCUCAGAAGAAUGCAGCACAGUUCCUUUUGUCUACAAAUGACAAAACCAUAAAGCUGUGGAAAAUUAGUGAGCGUGACAAGAGACCUGAGGGCUACAACUUGAAGGAAGAAGAUGGCCGAUACAGAGAUCCAAAUUCAGUCACAGCAUUACGGGUACCAGUAUUCAGACCCAUGGAUUUGAUGGUGGAGGCCAGCCCCAGACGAGUGUUUGCAAACGCUCACACCUACCAUAUCAACUCCAUCUCAGUCAACAGUGACUGUGAGACCUACCUGUCUGCAGAUGACCUUCGUGUUAACCUCUGGCAUUUGGAGAUCACUGACCGCAGCUUUAAUAUUGUUGACAUCAAGCCAGCUAAUAUGGAGGAUUUGACAGAAGUGAUCACAGCAGCAGAGUUUCACCCCAACCAGUGCAACACUUUUGUGUAUAGCAGCAGCAAGGGCUCCAUCCGUCUAUGUGACAUGAGGGCGUCAGCGUUGUGUGACAAGCAUGCCAAACUGUUUGAAGAACCAGAGGAUCCAAACAACCGCUCAUUCUUUUCUGAAAUCAUCUCAUCCAUUUCUGAUGUGAAGUUCAGCCACAGCGGUCGCUACAUGAUGACCCGCGACUACCUGUCUGUCAAAAUCUGGGAUCUCAACAUGGAGAGCCGACCUGUAGAGACGUAUCAGGUUCAUGAAUAUCUCAGAAGUAAGUUGUGUUCACUGUAUGAGAACGACUGCAUCUUCGACAAGUUUGAAUGCUGUUGGAAUGGGAACGACAGCGUUGUGAUGACCGGUUCCUACAACAACUUCUUCAGGAUGUUUGACAGAGGCUACCGGCAGGACGUGACUCUAGAGGCAUCGCGGGAGAACAGCAAACCACGGUCGGUGCUGAAACCUCGCAAAGUAAGCACAGGUGGGAAGCGCAAAAAGGAUGAAAUCAGUGUAGACAGUCUGGACUUUAACAAGAAGAUCCUCCACACUGCCUGGCAUCCUCUGGACAACAUCAUCGCUGUGGCCACCACCAACAAUCUGUACAUAUUCCAGGAAAAACUGAACUAGCAUUAGAUGAACCACUCAGAUCCCAGUUUCUGCUUUAGCCCCACUGCUCUGAUACCUGCAUUAAAAAAAAUCUGUCUUUGGCUAAAUCCUCAAGUCUGCACAAGAUCUGAUCGAUUAUUUUAGUAUUGAAUGUGACAAGCACACAGUAUAUCACUGCAGGCCAUCAGCAGGGUUUGUAGAUCUCAGUCCAGACUUUGGGAUUUGGUGUCAUAGUAGUCCUCCAGUAGGAGCUCUCCAUUUAUCCAACUGCAACUCCACUACAUCCCAAACCAAAGGGAAAAUGUGUUAAACACACAUAUUUGGCUAGUUUGUUUCUUCUUUUUUUUUCGUGCCAUCGUGACAUAAUUCAUCUGUAUGUCAUAGCUACUAAUUGUUAAAAGUUUUUGUAGCUACCAUAUUUUAUUAGUUUGAAUAGGAAAUUAUUUUUACUGUUUAUACAUCUUUCUGUCACAAAGUUCCUUUUUGUACUGGUCUGAAGCACUGCUAAUACGAGCUGUCAACACUCCAUAUUUGCCCCGAGUAUUUGUCAAGUUGCCAAGUUCACUCACCACUCCUAGUAGGUUUAUGCUGUUAUAAGGCCAUUCUAGUGUUUUCUCAUGUUUAGCUCAUUCUCUGCAAAAAAUGUGUUCUUUGCAUUACUGCCAACCUUUCUCCAUUGCAUACUCAUAUUUAUUAGAUUGUUUUCUUACCUUAAAGGCAGCCGCUGGUUUACAUGAAUUUCUUUACAGUAAGAAAAUCAACUUACAUUUUGUUCUCCUUGUAUUAAUCACUGUAAAUGUUUGGUGACAGUGUUGUUAUCCUCUGAUAUCUGACACUUUGAUGUAAACAGAAACCACUUUAUUUUCAAAGACAUAAUGAAAGCCAGUUUCAGUAUAUCCUUUUAAAACAUCCAUGUUUUAACAUUUUGGGUUAGUUUGUGUUAGAAUCACAAGUACAUCAGCAUCAGUUGUUUUUUUAAAAUCCUGCUCUCAGCUGCAUCAUCAUCAUCAACUGACAAAAUGUAUACAGAUAUAGAUAACUGAUCUCAAGGAAGUUCCAACACUGUAAGCUGAUUUUAAUAAUGUAUAGAAAUGGCUACUUUUUGGACAAUGUUGGCAGUAAUGAAUAUGUCAUUUUCUAGUUAAUGGGCGAGACCUGUGUAGGUCUUGAACAUACACAACAAGAACACAAGAAUGGCAUGCACGCACACACAUUCAGCAGGUUUGCGGUUUAGAGAGGUGAAUGGGAGCUAACCAUGCCAAAGUAACCAGUCCUCUACACUCAAGUUAUAAUCAUAUAAAGCUGUCUUGCAGAUGAGGUGCCCCUGGUCAGACUAAUGACCCUUGCACAUGUAUGGACCACCUUAAAAUGCUCAGGACAAAAGCUUAUUAUAUACGUGGAAGAGCGUGAUGUGGCCUAAUUCUCUCGUGGUCUGUGGUACCAAAGUUGAGUGCUGCUGCCAGCUUCCCCACAAAGCCCGUCGUGUUGUUGCUGAUUGAUCGAUCACUUUGCCCUUUGGUUCUAGAUUCUGUUUGUAGUUUUUUUUUGUUUUUUUUGUUUUUUAAUGACGUUUUGUACUGUACCUGAUAAAACAGAAGAAGAAUCACUUUAGCUGAUUUAUUUUUGUAUAAAUUAAGGCAAUUGGAUUACAGUCUGAUCACUGUAGUUUCUUUAGCUGUCUAUCUCGGACUGAUUGUAGAUGGAAUGUUGCCUGAUCAGGUGAUCUGUUUUUGUCGUAUGACUGCGUCGUGCCACUCGUUUUGGCAGGUGUUUGUUUGAAAGCUAGACUUUUUUUGUGACAUCGAAAGAAGUGUGUCGUUUCUGACGUGGGACGUCCAAAGACAAGUAUUUUCAGGUGUCAGUACCUCUGUAGUCAUAAGCACUAUAACAGUUUAUUUUUUUAAUUUGGCUGACUGUAACUGAUGUUGAUGUAGUACUUAUUUAGAUGCUUCAGAGUUAGAUUCUGAGUUCAUUUUGUUUCUUAACGUUCUGUUUUUGUGCCAUGGUUUUGUUUAUGAAUCAUUUUUGCUUGCUGUGAAAGAAUAGGCCCUUGUCGGCCUUAAUGGGAAAGGCAUUUUUAGUCAAACAUAAAAUUAACAAUCUUAAAACUGUCAAAUCAAGUUUUCUCUAAAGCUAGUUAAGUCAAUUGACUAGGCAGAGUUACUGAUUAUGAAUAAUUGUAUGAAAUGUUUUCUCUCUCCUGAAGCAGGUGUAGCUCACUUAUUGAUUUGUUUAUUUAAAAGGAGGAUUUGUGAAGCACUUGGUCUGCAGAUUGAUGUAUGGAAGCUGUCACUAAUGACUGCAGUGAACACGGGGAAGUACUUCGAAAAUUAAAUGUAUUGUUUCUCUGCUACGCUAUGCUUAAGUCACACCCUGCCAUUUCUCUUUUAGAGCAAACAGGUUGAUUAUAGCACAGGUUUUUUUUCUCCUCUUUCUGAAAAUACUGUUUAAUGACAUAAAGCCAUUGAAUCAGGGCAUGAAACUUACUGGUCCAUUGGAUCAUAUUCAUGUAAAAUUAAGGUGUCACUUUUACCUUAGACAACUGAUUUCCAAUCACUAGGACGCCACUAAAAUAACCAUCUCCACAAGGUGGUGUUAAGCUACUGUUGAGUGUCACUUCCUCAGGGCUCUGGGUAAUGUCCUCUAGUUAUGAGACACUUUUUUUUUCUUUUUUUUUUUCUAAUUUUGCAACCUUUUCCAAAGGCUUUUCUUUGUCUGAUGCAAGAAAAUGUGUCGUAUGUACAAGUAUAAACCUGCAUAAUGUGGAUCCUUUGACCCAUUCCACUGUCAAGCAUGAUCUAAUGUUUUAGUCACCAAACAAGAAGAUUUAUCCAUUGGACAAUAUGAGUUCAGUCUUGAGAUCAAACUUGUUCUGUUAUCCAUCCAAAAGAAGCUUUUAUUCAUGUCAAUGUUGAAAUAAUUUAGUAUACUUCUAAAGAUCUGUUGAAAGAUGUGAGAAAUGUGGGGAAAAAAACAAGAAUCUGUAUAAAAAUAGUAUUAGAUCAGAAUCUGCAAGUUUCCUUCCUGAAAAGUUUUGUGAAAUAAUGUUGAAAUCAACAUCUUUGAACUCACAGCAGAAAUGAUUAUCAGACUGUAUGAGUGUCAGACAUACAGUAACACAACAACAUUGAAAUCAUUCAUUCAAACAUAUUUACACAGUCACUGACAUUUGUAAAGACUAAAUGACUAACCAGUAAUCUUUUUCACUUUCCCCUCAUAUUGUCUUCAUAGCUACUGUUCAAGGCUGUGGUGAAAACCACAAAAAUGUUCAAAAGAACCCGGUUGCCUUUCUUAAAGCAUUAAGAAGAAAUAAGAUAAUCAAGUAUGUUUCUUGAACUUUCUGGCGUGCCAGACAGGAGACUGCUCAGGGGAAUUUACCGCUGCUCUGUGAUCAAAACCUUGUACCUUCAAGAAAGCAGCUUUUCGCGACUUUAUUAAAAAACUUCCUUAUUUCUACAACGGCUUUUGAAUUGGUUUCCUGAGCUUUGGGUUAACUAAAACAUCUACAUGAAAACUGUCUACGUUGGAGUUAUGAGGUUUUUCCACUUAGAGCAGCAUUAUAUACAUGUCUAAUGUAUCACAGGAGUUAAAACAAAAUGCACUUUUAUUUUUGUGAAUUUCAUUAAUUUGUAAAAGUAUGUUUUUUUGUUUUGUUUAUUUCUUUCAAGGGGCUCUUGAAUAAAGAUUGUAGGAGAGUUUUGGUGAUCUGUUUAGGGGGGAAAACUACAAAUGGUUCAUUGUACAGCUAUGUUUCUUUGUCAAAUGGAAUAAAGUACAAUUUAGAUGAAAAAUAAUAGAGAAUUUGAAACCUGAGUU